Molecule: messenger RNA, 744 nt
Organism: Triticum dicoccoides
Lineage: Eukaryota; Viridiplantae; Streptophyta; Magnoliopsida; Poales; Poaceae
Product: CST complex subunit STN1-like
Exons: 2
Coding region: 126-596 (156 amino acids)
Molecular function (GO): nucleic acid binding
Source: RefSeq, a predicted model, not a curated record
GCGAACGGCACGGCCGGGCGGAGCGGCGCCGCCGCCACUAGACACGGUCGGCUCGUUCAGUCGUCCUCGGGCAUCCCUUCAUUGAAGGGCAUCAAUUGAAAUCCAGAGCAAGAGCAAGACUCAGCAUGGACUCCCUUCAUCUUGUGCACGUCAAGCUUCUGGCUGCCGAUCUCCUCACGCUAACCCCCCGACAUACAUCGCUGCCUUCCUUUGUUCGCUCAGGCCGUACAGUUGCUCGUGCCGAGGUUGUUGGGGUCGUUGUUUCACGUGACCGCAGGGAGAAGUUUCUCCGCUUCCUGGUUGAUGAUGGCACUGGCUGUGUACCAUGUGUCCUGUGGCUGAACCACCAAUACCUGAAUGCAAACAGUUCGUCCGAUUCUGAUCCAACUAGAGAGAUGGCAUCGAAAAUGUCGGAGGUGGUACGCCUGGGCACCCUGUUGAGGGUUCGUGGGAGGAUUGUCAUGUACCGUGGCGCAAUUCAGAUUGCUGCUAGAGACGUAGUUCUAGAGGAGGACCCUAAUAUGGAGGUCCUACAUUGGUUGCAGUGUAUUCACAUGGCCAAAGAAUGUUAUGAUUUACCACUACCUUCUGCUUGAGGUGUGCCUCGGAGGAUCUCAUGCUCUGUAAUGAUACCAAAUUGUAUGGUGUUUGUUUCUGUGGUUACUGUUGAACCAACUUCUUCUAACCGAUCCAGUGUCUGUACGACAAACACCGUUAAUUAAAUGCCAUUUUUGGUUGACUGCA